Molecule: messenger RNA, 3432 nt
Organism: Panonychus citri (citrus red mite)
Lineage: Eukaryota; Metazoa; Arthropoda; Arachnida; Trombidiformes; Tetranychidae
Gene: cnk
Product: probable LIM domain-containing serine/threonine-protein kinase DDB_G0286997
Exons: 2
Coding region: 779-2959 (726 amino acids)
Molecular function (GO): protein binding
Source: RefSeq, a predicted model, not a curated record
AUGUCCUUCCUUUUACUCUCAUCAAAUUAAUAAUGGAAAAUAUGAAUACAAUUGAAGAGAGAAAAGAGAAAAGAGUUGAUUGUUUUUCUUUUCAUUUCUUCUAAAAUUCUAAUCAAUGUAAUUUUAUUUUAUUCUCUUCUUUGUUUUUAUCUUCAGCUGAUUUAUUUCUCCCUGUGAAUUUAAUGUGUUACAUGGAUUAGCGAUUAAUAGUUAAUAUUGUUUUCCUGUUUUUCCUUUUCAAUUGUUUCUUUUUCGUUGGCAAUCAUCAUCAUCAUCAUCAUCUCUCUCUCUCUCUCUCUUAGUGACUCAUUUUCUUUUUAUUCCUCAUCAAUUUCAACUGUUUGUGCCAUUUUAUAUUAACCACAAGUGAUUGUUUUCUUUUCUUCUUGGAGCUUUUUCUCUUGUGUCUUGUCCAUCUUAUGGAAAUUAAACUUACCUUACUGAUCUUCUGAUGUCUGACCAGUAACAGUAAUUACCUUGUGCGUUUCUCGGAGGCUUUUUUACCUUUGCCAUUUUACUUUUGUUGUCAAUCAUAAUCAGCUUUCUCUUUCUCUUUAUUUCUCUUCUCUCUUUCUCUCUCUCUUGAUUUUCUCUUUAUCUUGAGUUUCUAUUCUAUCUUCUUUUUAUAUGAUAUAAACUUGUUUUCUUUUCACUGUGGUGAACAUCAUCAUCUUGCUCUUUCUCUAUCUCUUAUCCUCUGUCUUCGCCAUUUUCUUUUUCAUCUUGUUCUUAUUUAUGCUGUGAGAGAUUCAAUCUAUUUUUAAGACAAUUAACCAAAAUGGCUUUCAUCAAUGUAGCUGAAUGGAGUCCACAGAAUGUUGUCAAUUGGCUUCAAGGUUUGGAAGACUCAAUUUUGCCUUAUGUCGCAUUUUUUUUGAACAAUAAUAUUAAUGGUUGUCGAUUGCUGCUUCUCUCUUGUGAUGAUCUUGAGAAUCUAAAUGUAACCAAAGUUGGACAUCAAGAGAUUAUUUUAGAAGCUGUUGAACAUUUGAAACACUUACACUACAAUUUUUGCUCCGAAACUUUGCAAAUGCUUGCACUUCGUUUGGGAUGUAAAUCUCGUAGUUUGUACAAUCUCUUGAAACAAGAGAAACCCGAUGAUUCUGGUUUUAGUAAAUCAAGUGAUCGUGUUACAACUAAAACACUUUCCGGUGUUUGUGACAUUCUCACCUCAGUUAAACUGUUUGUCUCAUGGAUUGACAGGUAUCCCUUUGGAGGCCAUGAAGAGUAUAUUUCAAUGAGAAGACGAAUAUGUAAAUUGAGUAUUGAAUUGGCGUCAACGGCUCAACGUGAUCAGUUUGUGGAAAAACCUAAUGAAGUGAUUAAAGAAAAUUGUUGUACUUUCGCUGAAAUGUGUGACAGAAUUGUCCAGGAAUUAAAUGACCCACUUGCCAUACAACCUGCUUCAUUGGAAGUGAUAACCAUUAAGAAGAGGGCAGAGGAAGAUGUUUUUUGGGGAUUACACUUUUCGUCGACAUUUUCUGGUAUUCAUAUUGUGGAGAAAGUGGAUCAUGGAUCACCGUUUCAUCGCGGACGAAUUGAAGAAGGCAGUGAAAUUGUUCAAAUUAAUUAUCAAACUGUCGUUGGUUGGCAAUUGAAAAAGGUUUUCAACAGUGUUAAAGAUUAUUCAACGGAGAUUACAAUCACAAUUAAGAAGAGACCUCGUCAUAGCAAUAAUCAAAUAACUGUAUUGAAACCGUACAAAAUUGUGAACCGUAAAGUAAAAGGUUCAUCAAAUCGUCUGAGAAAUGCAUCAACAGCAACCACCACUUCCCUUAAUGGUAAUUCUGACAACGAUAGUGAUCAAGAUAGUCUAAAGGAGAGAAAAAGUCUUCCCAAAAGUCCAAUUAGUCAGGUGAUGCCCAGAAGGCCACGAGGUGUUGCCCGUCGUCGAGCAAGUAUAAGUGGAUCAUCGCCGACAACUAUAAUUGCACCAGUGCGAAUAGAGGAUCUUUAUGAUCGUCGUGAUAUGAUUCUGUCACGAACAGUUUCUCAUGAUGAGGGUAAACAUCAAUUUUCCCUGAUGACAAUUAAAUCAAAACUUUCCCCCGGAACUUCUUGUGAAAGUUGCUGUUCAAAUAGCAGUGGAAAAUUUAUUCCUCCCCACAAGUCUUCAUCAACAUCUCAAGUUCCUUAUGCUAAAGUUCACCCGCUACUCAAUCGAGAAUCAAAUUUUCAUGGUACAAUGAAACCUCCAAGUCCACACUAUGUUAAUCCAGCGCCAGCCUUACGUCCAAAGCAGCCACAAGUACCACCACCACCACCCUGUUCAUCUCCUCCUUCAUUAUUAUCUCAUCAAAAUCAACAUUUAUCUUCUCAAAUUCAACAAAAACAAAUCCAUCAGUCAACAAUCAAGUCAACUAAACAAAUAGCACCAUUAAAUACUGAACUAGAAGAUAAUCCUGCAUUUCAUGAAUAUCAACCACCACCAUCACCCAAACCAAUCCCACCACCAACACCACCGAUAAUAAAACAAAGGAUAUUGGAAGCAAGAGCUCAAUUGAAUAAUGUUACAUUGCCUCGUCGAAAAUCAGAUGAAGAUCGAGCAAUCGAACUAGUUAACCGAUUAUCAACAGCAGCAACACUAAAACAAAAUCAACAACAACAACAACAGGAUCCACCAUCACCAUCACCAUCACCACCCACACCACCACCUCCAACUGCACCAAGAAACUCAACUUCUCAAAGCAUCUCCGCAUUAAUUAAACCUCAACCACCGCCACCACCAAGAGUAGUUGGAGUGGCUCGAUCAAUGCAAACCUUUGUUAAGGAACCAACGAAAUCAAGACGAUCACCGACCCUAAGUGAUUCCAGUAGCAGCGAUUACUCAAAAUCAAGUAACAAAAGUGACACUGGUGAAGAAACUAAAGACAACGAUAAACAAAAGACUAAACCAGUCGUUCCCCAGAAAUCAUUAAAAGUACAACAAUUAAUGGUACGAGGAACGUUUGUUGCCUAAAUGCGAACAAAUAAUUUAAAUUUACAAUCAAUCUUUUUGUUCUUGAUAUUUUAUUUUUCUAUUCACAGAAUUAAUUGUUCCCAAAACGUUGAACCUUGAUUAUCGCAAUCAGUCACCAGGAAGUGUCUCUUUACAAUAUUAACGACCAACUAAAAAAUCAAUUUUCAAUUGUAUUUUUCCUUUAAGAUGAACAUCAACUCAUUAGAGUUCUAAUUAUGUUUUUUUAAUGAUAUUAAAUCAACUGUAAAUACUAUUAGUUUCUUUCAAAUAUAAAGCAAAAUAAACAAAUUAGUCAAUUUAAAGAAAAUAAAUAUUUUAUCGGCAUGAUUAGAAUCAAGUAUUUGGAUCGAUUAAUUUCAUUCAUGAUCCUCUUCGUGAACUAAUUAAUUAAUUUAGAAAAUUUUUCGAUGACUUUAAAUUUUAGAGUAAAUGGUUAAUCUUGGUGCGAAUUAAGAAAAAGAUUUGAUGGAACA